AUGGCCAAUGGACAGGGCCAACUCCACAUCCUCCAACUUCUCGACAAUGGCAAGACCAAGUUCUACCACUUCCUGGCGGUCAUGAUCGCCGGCAUGGGCUUCUUCACCGAUGCGUACGAUCUGUUUUGCAUCUCCCUCGUCACGAAGCUCCUUGGCCGCAUCUACUACCACGUGGAUGGCUCAUCCAAGCCCGGCUCCCUGCCCCCGAAUGUGGCCGCCGCCGUGAAUGGGGUUGCCCUAUGCGGGACACUUGCCGGCCAGCUCUUCUUCGGGUGGCUCGGGGACAAGCUUGGCCGGAAGCGGGUCUAUGGAAUCACUCUGAUGCUCAUGGCUGGUUGUUCUAUUGCCUCGGGCCUGUCAUUCGGUGGUUCACCGAGGGCGGUCAUGGCCACACUCUGCUUCUUCCGCUUCUGGCUAGGGUUUGGCAUUGGCGGCGACUACCCGCUCUCUGCCACCAUCAUGUCCGAAUACUCCAACAAGAAGACCCGAGGCGGAUUCAUCGCUGCUGUGUUCGCCAUGCAGGGUUUUGGGAUUCUAGGUGGGGGUUCGGUGGCGCUCGGGGUCUCAGCCAUCUUCCGAAAAUUCUACCCUGCGCCAGCAUUCGCCAUCGACCCGGUCGGGUCCACCGUCCCGCAGGCAGAUUACGUGUGGCGGAUCAUCCUGAUGAUCGGUGCCCUUCCAGCUAUCCUGACUUACUAUUGGCGGAUGAAGAUGCCUGAAACGCCCCGUUACACAGCCUUGGUGGCAAAAAACGCCCACAAAACACACGAGGACAUGGCGAAGGUCUUGCAGGUCGAGAUUCCAAUCGAGGAUCAACCGGUCCAAGAGAGCCCGCCCCCAGGUAACCGUUUCGGGUUAUUCUCCAAGGAAUUCCUCCAUAGGCAUGGUCUACACCUGCUCGGCACGGCGAGCACGUGGUUCCUUCUAGACAUUGCAUUCUACAGUCAGAACCUGUUCCAGAAGGACAUAUUCAGUGCGGUUGGGUGGCUCCCGAAUGCUAAGACCAUGAGUGCCUUGGACGAGCUAUACAAAAUUGCACGUGCCCAGUUCUUCAUCGCGCUUUGUGGGACGGUCCCAGGGUAUUGGUUUACGGUUGUUCUGAUUGACCUCAUAGGCCGGUUCACCAUCCAGAUGAUCGGCUUCUUUUUCAUGUCCGUGUUCAUGCUCGCCCUUGCAAUCCCCUACCAUCACUGGACCCUAAACCCUCUAGGGUUUGCAAUCCUUUAUGGAGCGACCUUCUUUUUUGCCAACUUUGGUCCCAACAGCACCACCUUCGUGGUCCCCGCAGAGAUAUUCCCAGCUCGGUUGCGGUCCACCUGCCAUGGGAUCUCAGCUGCCUCUGGGAAGGCCGGAGCAAUCAUAGGGGCCUUUGGGUUCCUCUACGCAGCCCAGAACCAGGACAAGUCCAAGGCAAACGCUGGGUACCCCGCAGGGAUUGGGAUGAGGAACUCGCUCAUUGUGCUCGCCGUCAUCAACAUGCUAGGGCUUCUCUGCACAUUGCUCGUGCCCGAACCAAAGGGGAAAUCACUUGAAGAAAUAUCACAGGAGAAUGAAGAAAUUAAGGCAGGCCAGCUCCAGUAAUAUGGUUCCACUUUGCCUAGGCUUCACAUAUUAAUUUCGUUUUACUAUCCUCAUAGUAUUAUUACUAUUUCUCUAUUAGGGUUUGAUGUCAUUUAACUUAUAACAUCAAAUUUUGU
Punica granatum (pomegranate) is the source of this 1697-nucleotide messenger RNA. Lineage: Eukaryota; Viridiplantae; Streptophyta; Magnoliopsida; Myrtales; Lythraceae. The record is from RefSeq and is a predicted model, not a curated record.